GUCCAUCACGUCAACUAGGAUCGACGUUUUGCGUUGGAUUAUUCACACAGUGAUCCCAAAAAAUACCUUUGAAGGCCCUGGAUUUGUUUUGAAUGAUUUAGCCUCCUCGUUAUUUUGCGUCUUUGAAGUACUUUGCAACGUUUAUCUGCAUGAGACACGACCCGGGGUAUUUGGAUUGAUUUCUAUAUUACUAGCAUCCUCCUUUACCCCCCAAAUAUACUCUGGAUAUAUAGAUAUAAGGGGCAAUUAUGGAUAUCCAGGUAGACCGGUUAGUCGAUAAGAUCUGGGGUAAAACCCAAUCUACGCCAGAUGAUUCCCGGUUGAUGAUAGCAGUGAGUGGCAUACCGGGAUCCGGAAAGACAGCACUCGCCAGCAUGAUGGCAAACCGCAUCAACCAACUCUACGCGGCACAGCAUCUCAAUUCACCGCCUAUCGCGACUGCUAUCCCUAUGGAUGGGUAUCAUCUUACGCGGGCGCAACUCGCUCAAAUGCCCGACCCGGUGUAUGCUGCUGCACGACGGGGUGCAGCUUUCACCUUUGACGGGGAGAAGUUUUUGAAACUAGUCCAGGCUCUGCGGGAGCAGUUGACGCCGGAGACCCAAAGCUUGUACGCGCCAAGCUUUGAUCAUGCAGUCAAAGAUCCUGUCGACGAUGAUAUUGCCAUCCCCGCCACCUGCAGGGUUAUUUUCUUCGAGGGGAAUUACCUAAGUUUAAAUAAAGAGCCAUGGAAUAAGGCGGCACAGCUGAUGGAUGAGCUUUGGUUUGUGGAUGUUGAAUUCGAAACAGCUCGAAAGAGGUUGGUUCGGAGGCACGUCAAGGCGGGUAUCGCGAAGGAUGAAGCCGAGGCAGAUAAGCGAGCGACAGAAAAUGACCUUGUGAAUGGCCGGGAAAUCGUGGACUAUAGGUUGCCCGUCCAGGAGAUAAUUACAAGUCAUUAUGACCCUAACUGGGACCGGUGA
Aspergillus nomiae NRRL 13137 is the source of this 959-nucleotide messenger RNA. RefSeq names its product kinase-related protein. The transcript is spliced from 2 exons. Lineage: Eukaryota; Fungi; Ascomycota; Eurotiomycetes; Eurotiales; Aspergillaceae. The record is from RefSeq and is a predicted model, not a curated record. Bases 249 to 959 code for a protein of 236 amino acids. Gene Ontology annotation, cellular component: cytoplasm.